AUGGACAGCAACACCAUAACUUCCCAUCAAACCUGCUUGCUCUAUUCAUCCCCUCCCUCACUCAAUCUCCAUUCUCUCAGUUUCUCUUCUAUUCAUCUCCAUCUCUCCUUCCACUUGUGUGGUCUGACAGAACUGGCUAACUCCCAAGAAUCUAGUCUGGAGUCAGAAACAGAUUUUAACAUAAGGGUCGUACGCGCCCUAUAUGAAGCCCUGAGUAUUCGAGACGUUGAAACUGUUCAGCGAUUGCUUGAUUCAGACAUUGAAUGGUGGUUUCAUGGCCCGCCUUCUCACCAGUAUAUGAUGCGAUUGUUAACUGGUGUUGAUCAAAACGUUAAAUUCCAAUUCGUUCCUCUUUCGAUUGCUUCUCUUGGUUCCACAGUUCUAGUUGAAGGUUGUGAUCAGAAUCGUCAAAUCUUCUGGGUUCAUGCUUGGACGGUUUCUGAUCAUGGGAUAAUUACUCAGGUUAGGGAGUACUUUAAUACAUCCCUUACCGUAACUCGUUUCGGUAACUCAAAUCAAUCUACACCGUCCACUUCACCAUCAUCAUCACCGUCCACUUCUCGAUCAUCAUCACCAUCAUCCUCGUUUCACUGUUUGCCUCUUUGGCAGAGUACGCUUUCCAAUAGUGCUGGAAAGUCCAUGCCUGGUUUCGUUCUGGCCAUUUAAGUUCCGGGGUGUUUUAGUAUUUUUAGCAAUAAAAGAGUAGAUCUGUUGCAGGUGCAGCCUUAGAUUUCUAUGUGCUGUAGUACCGGAUUAUUACUCGUUUGUGGGUGCGUUUAGUAUUUCGUUGCUUACCCUUUUGUUUGGUGUGUGCGUGUGAUUUGAGUGGAAAGAUGACAAGUUGUUUGUUGUCCUUAGCGCCUUUUGAUAUUUCUAUGUUAUGGUGUUGCAGUUCUAUAAUAAAAACUUGUCUCCUAGUUUGUUUUAAACGUGUAUUUUGUUCUUUGAUUUC
This is a messenger RNA of Papaver somniferum (opium poppy), 952 nucleotides long. RefSeq lists its product as uncharacterized. The coding region runs from base 1 to 666 and encodes 221 amino acids. The record is from RefSeq and is a predicted model, not a curated record. The transcript is spliced from 2 exons. Lineage: Eukaryota; Viridiplantae; Streptophyta; Magnoliopsida; Ranunculales; Papaveraceae.